AUGCAAAUUGUCUGCUUGGGACUGCUUCUAUCCCAUCUGACCUGGGCAGCACCAACGGUUCAACCACAGGCUGAGAAAACUAGGCAAGACUGUGUGGAAGAACAGAGGGUCACCUACAAGGGUCACCAUGAGAAACAUGGGUAUUAUAUUUUCAAGUAUGUUUACACAUCACCUGGGAGGAAAAAUCAAACGGACAUAAAGCAAGAAGAAAGAAACAAAGACAACAUCGCUCUCCACCUUUCCGGCAAGAGAAGAAAUAAAGAGCCAGCACCUAGAGACAGCACUGCCCAAGAGAGAGAGAGAGACGUGUCCCUCUUUGGAGCUGAUAACAACAACCGAAUUAGUAAAUCCCCAAAUCUUUUUGAAAAUAGACAGACAACAAAUGAAGACUAUAGUAUUAGUCACAAAGAUAACGCCCACAAUGACCUACAGAUGCCCAUUUACCCCGCAUCCACUGGGAAUAACGGGUCUGAGGAUGGAGAGGAUGCUCUCAGCGGACUUCAUGACCAAGAAGAAUACAGAGCAGCUCUCACCAGAAAUAAUACACAACUUAUAAUGGCACCAGGAGCUGUGAUUGAGCCAUUAGGGGACGAAAACAAAGAUAUCAAACCCAGGAAUGUUCCAAGCAAAAUUCCAGCAAGUGCAAACCAUGCUAAAGCCCCCUCAAAAGGUAAGAAGAAUCAUCAAAGAGAUCCGCAAGCCCCCAAUAUUCCAGCCAAAGGCAAAAGCACGCACCACAUCCAAUACAACACAGACUAUCUAAAACAGAUCCCCACACUCAAAAAAAUCCCCAGCGAUUUCGAAGGCAGCGGUUAUCCAGAUCUUCAAGAGAGGGGGGACGGUAUCUCUCCUUUCAGUGGAGAUGGCCAGCCUUUUAAGGACGUUUCAGGUAAAGGAGAAGCUAUGGGUCCUGACCUGGAGGGUGCAGAUAUUCAAACAGAGCUUUCCGGCCCGGGGGAAGCAGAGACCACUGACCCCGAAGCAGGAGGCCCGGGUUAUAACGAAAUCCCAGAGAGAGCAGAAGAUGGCAGAAGUGCCAUUGGAACCCGGGGUGAAACAGCACGAGAGGCAAACACCGCCGAUGUCAGCCUCGUGGGGGGCAGCAACGACAUCACAGGGAGCACCAAUUUCAGGGAACUCCCUGGAAAAGAAGGAAACAGAGUGGAUGCAGGCGGCCAAAAUGCUCACCAAGGGAAAGUGGAGUUUCAUUACCCUCAUGUACCCCCAAAAGAGAAAAGAAGAGAAGGCAGUCGCGACGUUGCUGAAAGUACGAAUUAUAAUGAAAUCCCGAGAAAUGGCAAAGGGGGGAGUAGGAAAGGUACGGAACAUUCUAACAGGAACCAAGUGACCGCGAGUGAAAAGCAAAGGUUUCCUAAUAAGAGCAAAAGCCCAGGCCAGCUCAUUCCCCAUCAGGGCCUUGACAAUGACAUUAAAAGUGAAAGAGGUCCCCACAGUGACCCCAAUAAUGAAGGGACUGUACCCACACACAGUGGGAGAAAUCAGUACGGACCCCACAGGCAGAACAGCUCCACCUGGGGUCAGGGUCUGCCGCGGAGAAGGGGCUCCUGGGCUCACAGAAAAUCCCACCCCAGCAGGAGGGUGAGGCCCCCCAGAAAGCACGGCAGCAGUGACUCCUCUGACAGCACCAGCUCCAGCGAGAGCGAUGGGGACUAG
Messenger RNA from Myotis myotis, 1674 nucleotides. It is a transcript of the gene MEPE, whose product is annotated as matrix extracellular phosphoglycoprotein. Bases 1 to 1674 code for a protein of 557 amino acids. Gene Ontology annotation, cellular component: extracellular matrix. Gene Ontology annotation, biological process: biomineral tissue development. The transcript is spliced from 5 exons. Lineage: Eukaryota; Metazoa; Chordata; Mammalia; Chiroptera; Vespertilionidae. The record is from RefSeq and is a predicted model, not a curated record. Gene Ontology annotation, molecular function: extracellular matrix protein binding.